CAACACUUUCUCUCUAUGAAAAUGAAGGACUUGACUUGACCCUUGAGCCUUGAGGGAGAGUAGAGUGUAGCAGUGUGUGCUUCUCCCGUUUUGGGAAAAACCCAUUGGAUUUUCACAUAUUUUCAGAAACUAAACCCUCUUUUACCCCUCACCCCACCCCCCUCCCACCUAGCUAGCUUUCCCAACAUUAUUUCCUGCCAUUGCUUAAACCAAGAAUUCAAUGCAUCACUAAUAACAGAUCCAUUCCCAUUCCACUCUCCCAUCAAUCUCAUCAUCAUCAUCAUCUAUCAUACCCAAUAUAUAUGUGCUGCAUACCCAACACUCAUAUUUCUCUCUCUCUCUGUCUCUGUAACAAAUAUGGAAAUCUUCUGAUAUAUCAAUCACCAACUUCAAUUUGCUCCCUUUCCCUUUUGAUCUCUUGUUUCUCUGGUCAAAACCUCCCCUCCCUUCUCUCUCUUCUUCUUCUUCCUUUCCCCUUUUUUUCUUUUUUUGGGUUCAUAUGAAACCCUAAAGAGUACGAGGAAUUGAAGCUUCAUAGAUUUUUUCGAUCUUUAAUCAGGUUUUCACAGUUUACGCUAGACUGAUCUUAAACUUUCAGAACCUUAAUUAGGUUUUCACAAUCUUAAGCUUCCAGAACCUUUAUUAGGUUUUCACAGUUUAGGCUAGACUGAUCUUAAGCUUUCAGAAUCCGGUAAGGGAAGGGAAAUAUAUAUAUAUUAUGGAUUCGUUUCAGGAAGUUGAGAGUUCGAAUUCUGAGACUAAUAACAGUCACGGCUUCUCCGGAGCUGUUGCCGUCGGAGGGAGCUCGGCGGCGGCGACGUCGAGUAGGUACGAGAAUCAGAAGCGGCGGGACUGGAACACGUUCGGGCAGUACCUGAAGAACCACCGGCCGCCGCUGGCGCUUUCCCGGUGCAGCGGGGCCCACGUGCUGGAAUUCCUGCGAUACCUCGACCAGUUCGGAAAAACUAAGGUGCACACCCCAAUCUGCCCCUUCUACGGCCACCCGAACCCGCCGGCGCCCUGUCCCUGCCCGCUCCGGCAAGCCUGGGGCAGCCUCGACGCUCUCAUCGGCCGCCUACGCGCCGCCUACGAGGAGAACGGCGGCACGCCGGAGACGAAUCCGUUCGGCGCACGCGCCGUCCGGCUUUAUCUCCGGGAGGUUCGUGAUCUGCAGUCCAAAGCCCGAGGGAUCAGCUACGAGAAAAAGAAGCGGAAACGGCCCCCGCAGAUGCCGGCGGCUCAGCCGCCGCCGCCGCCAGGUGAAGCACCGCGUGUCUGAUGUGUACUACGUAGUAGUAUUAAUGUUAUCAUCAUGUCCGAUCAAGCUUGCUUUUCUUGCUUUAGAAAGAAAAAAUUAUUUCAAAAAAAAAAAAAACCACUAGUAGAUCUUCCCAGACAUUAUUAUCUCUACUUAUUAAUCAUGUAAGGGUAUAGUAUUAUUCAUUAUAAUUUUCUCAAUACUAUCAUGUUUUAUCUCUGUUAA
Ipomoea triloba (trilobed morning glory) is the source of this 1483-nucleotide messenger RNA. RefSeq names its product protein LIGHT-DEPENDENT SHORT HYPOCOTYLS 3-like. Lineage: Eukaryota; Viridiplantae; Streptophyta; Magnoliopsida; Solanales; Convolvulaceae. Gene Ontology annotation, biological process: response to light stimulus; mRNA transcription. Gene Ontology annotation, cellular component: nucleus. The record is from RefSeq and is a predicted model, not a curated record. Bases 719 to 1279 code for a protein of 186 amino acids. The transcript has a single exon.